This is a messenger RNA of Paramuricea clavata, 538 nucleotides long. The record is from the annotation of a GenBank genome assembly. NCBI's taxonomy places the organism in Eukaryota, Metazoa, Cnidaria, Anthozoa, Malacalcyonacea, Plexauridae.
AUGGCGGUCUGUUCGUGGCUGCUUGUUAAAGUUAUAUUUUAUUCAAUUUUAUUGAUUCUACUUAAUAUCAAGGCUUACAAUAUUGAAUCUAUGCAAGUGUACAACCUCAGGGAGAACUUUCGGGCUGUUAGCGAAUUGUCUCGUCCAGUAUUCAACGACAUUUGUCAUCUAAAACGUCGACGAUCGUCUCAGCUCGCUGAUUCUACGGCAAAUUUUAAAGCGACCAAAGUUAUUCAUCUUACAAGGGAUAUGUUGUUGGUAACGUUACUAAAACUCUGUGGUGAUGUUGCUCUAAACCCUGGCCCUGUUCAACUAAAUUUGCAAUCGCCAAUAUCUAAAGGUUUAAAGAUCUGCCACUGGAAUAUACAACGGCUUACAACAACCAAACAAGACGAAAUAAAGAUUAGCCUCACGGAAAAUUCGAACAAUUCAAACAAGAUCGAUAUUCUGUUUUUAUCGGAGACAUUCUGCACGAACAAGACUCCUGACUACCUAUACGCUAUCACGGACUAUAAAUUAUUUCGUAAGGACAGAAUAG